Messenger RNA from Trichophyton benhamiae CBS 112371, 810 nucleotides. RefSeq lists its product as uncharacterized. Gene Ontology annotation, molecular function: carboxylic ester hydrolase activity; palmitoyl-(protein) hydrolase activity. Bases 1 to 810 code for a protein of 269 amino acids. Gene Ontology annotation, cellular component: cytoplasm. Gene Ontology annotation, biological process: protein depalmitoylation. NCBI's taxonomy places the organism in Eukaryota, Fungi, Ascomycota, Eurotiomycetes, Onygenales, Arthrodermataceae. The transcript has a single exon. The record is from RefSeq and is a predicted model, not a curated record.
AUGGCCUUCCCUGCGCUUCAUAUUGUCGAGCCCAAGGGUGCUCACACUCACUCGGCCAUUCUCCUCCACGGCCGCGCGAGCAACGGUGCUGAGUUCGCUGAAGAGUUCUUCGACUCACACACGUCCGAGAAGAAGAAUCUACCAGCCCACUUUCCUGGCUGUAGAUGGGUGUUCCCUACAUCUCGAGAGCGAUGGAGUGUUGUAUUCGAGGAGAACAUGACAGCCUGGUUUGAUAUCUAUUCUCUCGUGAAUAUCUCAGAGAAGCAGGACCUUCAGGUUGAGGGGCUUAAGGAGUCUACAGCAUAUCUACUGGACAUCCUGGAGAGUGAAAUCGCACUUCUCGGAGGCAGAAGCGACAGGCUCGUACUCAUCGGGAUGAGCCAGGGCAUGGCAACAGCUCUCUGGACACUCCUGUGCUCUCCCGGACGAAUCAAGGGCAAGAUAGGAGGCUUUAUAGGCAUGUCUGGCUGGCUCCCGUUUGCCGGCGAUAUACUCGACCUACAAUCUCAGUCUCCAUCUCAGUCUUUGCAAGAUGUUAUAUCGACUCGAUAUGGAGAGCAUAUUCAAGCUACGGAUGAAGAGGUCAAGGCCAUGCUGUCUACACCGGUGAUGCUGCUACAUGGGACAGACGAUGCCUGGGUGGACGUUGAGCUGGGUCGACAGGCACAUGCAGGCCUGACCAAGCUGGGGAUGCACGCUGUCUUCAAGGAGUAUACGGGUGCGGAGAAUGACGGGCACUGGGUCAAGGAGCCGGAGGGUGUCGAUGAUAUUGCAGGGUUCCUUGGGGAUAUCUACCCGGGGGAGACAUAG